AUGGGGACGCACCAGACGGCUGCGCAUCUCGCGCACGGCACCAGCCUCGUCGCCUCCUUCCCCUCGCCCGUCUCUCGCUUCUUCCCCUUCUUCGCCUUGUCGUACCCCGGCACGCUCACCCUCGCGGGCGGCGGCAUGCCCAUGCUCCUCAGCACCGUCGAGUUCGGCGCUCGCCUGGCGCUGAACGCCCUCUUCCCGCAGCACGAGCACAUCGCCAUCCCGAGCGUCUUUGGCACGCCACCGUGCGUGUUGGCCGCGCUCGCCUUCGCCGUCGCCUUGGCCUUGUGCUUGGCGUGGGUGGAGACGCCGAUCUGCGUCGGGUUGGUCCGGGGUUCGGCGGUUGGCAACGACGGCGGGGGUAGGACCGCGGGUCGCCUCGCGCGCGCCGGGGCGGUCCUCAUCGUAACGGUCCUCAUCGCGGUGACGACGCCACCGGAGAUGCGCGACGCCUCCGGUCUCUCUUCGUCCGCCGAACGUUCGACCUCGUCCCGCGCGUCUUCGUCCUCCUCCUCCUCCCACCAUCGCGUCCCCCGGUCCUCGUCGUCGACGACGCGCGCGGGGUGCGGCGACGGCGCGGGGUCAUCCAGCCAUCCGAGGGAGCCCGUCUUCGCCCCGAGCCCCCGAGCCGCGCGCGCCCUGGCCCCCGCGCGCUCCAGGGCUCGUCUUCGCGCCUCCGCGUGCCUGGCCGCGCGUAUCGCGGCGGCGACAGCCUCCUCCUCCGCGGCGUCGUCAUCGCGGGUGGACGCGGGCGCGGAUUCAGGGGAUGACGCCCCCGACCGGCUCGACAUGGUGGCACGCAACGGCCGCGAGGAGAUGCGAGAAAAUUCGCCCGCGGGGCUCAUUGCGCGCCGCGCGCCCGGGUGUGGGGUUUGCGAGGGAGCGGGAAUGCCGCCCAAGCGUGGACGCGGUUCGCCUGCCGUACCCGCCGCACCCGCCGCCGCCGCCGCCAGCCCGGCGCGCGGGCGACGGACGGAGGCGGACAGCGCGAGCGGACCCCUCAAAGUGCCCCGGCACCUUCUUGACUACCUUCACUACACGCCGAAGAAGGACGACGACAUGGCUGGCGAAGAAUUUCGUCCUGACGGCUGGGGGAAGAUAUCGACGAGCUGGCGGGUGCCGUGCGUGUACAGCCAGGAUGACGGCACAUUGAAACCCGAUAGCGUUUUCCUCGACCUGCUGCGAAGGGGUUUUUGCAAUGGGAACGUGAGGGAGAUCAUAGCGCUGUGCCGCAACGCAGACAACGUCCCUUACACCCCAGAGGAGAUUGAUGAAAUGAUGGAGGAUCUGAACAACAGCGGGCACACGUUAAACUUGCCGUUCUGCUUCACGGAAGGGGCGAUGGCGCUGAAGAAUAGCAUACUUAAGGAUGUGUUUAGUGGUUCCCUUCAUUUGUUCUGCGAUGACGGAAGCGCGGGAGUGAUGGAUGUUGAGGUGGGUGUCUACAUAACUCGCGCGCACGGCGCGGAGGCUACGUGGCACUACGACAACAACCACAACUUCACGUUCCAACUGUACGGCAGCAAGGAUUGGCACACCGUGGAGGAUGGAAACAACGUGAACGUCAUCGGCAGCAGGGGCUUGUGCGACCCGCCGAGAAACCGAGCAGAGCAGGUGAACCGCACUCCCAACUUUUCAAAGGAGAGAAUCACGCGUCUCGAGGCGGGCAUGGGGAUUUACGUGCCGCCCGGAAACUGGCAUAGGGUCGUGCCCGUGACUGAAGACCCGUUGUGUUUGAGCAUCGACAUCAGGAUCGCGAGCGUGACGAUGGCCCGUUGGUUGUGCGAGAACGUAUUUGCGAAGUUUAUGUGCGAACCAAGCUUUGGGUACAGCAAGGAUACGGGACAAAACGAAACGUUGGAACAGGAUGUCGCAAUUGGAUGGGAUAAGUACUUACGCCUAGAUCCCAGGAAUCCCCCGGAUCCCUUGCACACGUGUCUCAGCCGACACGUUGAGUACCUCAAAGCCGUUCUGUCGGGGGAGUGGAGGUAUCGGUUUUGCAACCCCCCGGUGGCCAUGCCUUUUGAGCCCGAUCUUUCGGAUGGCAUGGACCUGUGCGCCUCUCUCGAGUUCCUGAUCGACACGCUAUUGGAAGACACCAAAUAUGGACGAGAAGAUUUUUUUAACAAGUUGGCGAAGGAGAUCAAAGAGUCCCUGAAAGAGGGAUACGUCUGCAAACGGAAGGUUGCCCUCACUCCCUUUGUGGCUGUCACGAAAAAGGAGGCUGACGACGGCGUCGUCAUGCACAUGCGACACACAUCCGGUCUGACAAACAUGGAUUACCAGCGCUACGGCAUCCUGUGUCCGUUAGAUUGCGAGACGCUGAUAGACAGGAUCAUCGAUCGGACGCUCACCUCGGACGACGUCGGGGCGAUACUCGACGGGUACGAGGUUGGCCAAGACGCGGAGGGCGACUUGCUGACGCUGCUGGCUCACGUCAACUUUCUCAACCUGGAGCCGGAGUCCCCCGCCGAGCGCCCGGCGGCGACGCGCGGGUCUUCGGGGGCUUCGACGGGACGGGUCACGAAGAGGAGGCGCGAGUGA
This is a messenger RNA of Micromonas commoda, 2541 nucleotides long. RefSeq lists its product with no specific name. The record is from RefSeq and is a predicted model, not a curated record. NCBI's taxonomy places the organism in Eukaryota, Viridiplantae, Chlorophyta, Mamiellophyceae, Mamiellales, Mamiellaceae. The coding region runs from base 1 to 2541 and encodes 846 amino acids. The transcript has 2 exons.